Messenger RNA from Sorex araneus (European shrew), 1296 nucleotides. RefSeq names its product olfactory receptor 10AD1-like. The transcript is spliced from 3 exons. Gene Ontology annotation, molecular function: G protein-coupled receptor activity; olfactory receptor activity. Gene Ontology annotation, biological process: G protein-coupled receptor signaling pathway. Bases 1 to 1296 code for a protein of 431 amino acids. Lineage: Eukaryota; Metazoa; Chordata; Mammalia; Eulipotyphla; Soricidae. Gene Ontology annotation, cellular component: membrane. The record is from RefSeq and is a predicted model, not a curated record.
AUGAGGCUGACACCCAAGGACAGUAGAAAACCAGUAUUUGAGUUAGAAUCUGUCUGCUCAAAAAUCGUCAUCUUCCAAAAGUAUAGUGUGCAAAUUAACCUGAAAGAAAAAAGCCCAAGAAGGAAUUCAAGUAAAAAAGAGCUUUCCAAACUCCCUAUGGAGAACUUCAAAGUAACAAUGAUAAGGAUGUUCACUAAACUGAGGGAACCAAAGAAGAGAGAUCCAACAAGGAAAGAGGAGAAAGUACCAGAAAAUUUCUAUCAACAAGGAAUUAUCAAGCUGAAGAAUAUAGUGAGUGAACUGAAAAAUAGAAUGGAUAUGUACCAUUUGACUCAGACUGUGGACCAGUGCAACGGCAGCACAGUGACAGAAUUUAUCCUUGUGGGCUUUGAGAAGAGCUCUCCUUCCACACGAGCAUUAAUCUUUGUCCUCUUCCUAGUCUUCUACAGCCUCGCCAUGGCCAUGAAUGGUCUCAUCAUCUUCAUCACCUGGACAGAUCCUAGGCUCAACAGUCCUAUGUACUUCUUUCUUGGCCACCUGUCCUUUUUGGACAUCUGCUUCAUUAGCACCACCAUCCCACAGAUGCUGAUCCACCUAGUGGUCAGGAAUCACAUUGUUUCCUUUAUGUCUUGCAUGACCCAGAUGUAUCUAGUCUUUGGUGUGGGUGUGACUGAGUGCAUCCUCUUGGCUUUUAUGGCCUAUGACCGCUAUGUUGCUAUCUGCCACCCUCUUAACUACGCCCAAAUCAUGAACCAGCAGGUGUGUGUGAGACUGGUGAGUACUUCCUGGUUCUUUGGACUGGUCAAUGGCAUCUUUCUAGAAUAUAUAUCAUUCCGGAAUCCCUUCUGUUCAGACAACCAUAUAGAAAACUUCUUUUGUGAAGCUCCCAUAGUGAUUGCUCUCUCCCGUGGAGACAUACAGUUCACCAUGAAGAUGAUCUUUCUCGAUGCUAUCGUGGUGCUUCUCAGUCCCAUGGCACUCAUUGUCAUCUCCUAUGCCCGCAUCCUGGCUUCCAUCCUUGGCAGAGCCUCCUCUUCAGGUGCCCGGGGGAAGACCUUCUCCACUUGUGGCUCCCAUUUGACUGUGGUCAUCUUUUUAUACUCCUCAGCCAUGUUCUCUUACAUGAAUCCCCGCAGUACACAUGGCCCUGACAAAGACAAGCCUUUGUCCCUCCUCUACACUAUAAUCACCCCCAUGUGUAAUCCCAUCAUCUAUAGCUUUCGAAACAAGGAAAUGAAGGGAGCCAUGGUGCGGGCCCUUGGGAGGACUGGCCUAACCCAGGCAGAAUCUGUCUAA